AUGUCGUCCUCCCGUAAGGAUGUUAUCGUCCGCCAUACAAGGAAGCUUCACCCGGAUAUGUCUCGCGAGCGGCGAAAUCGCGAGUCUGAGCCUGCUGAGUCAUGCCACUCGUCGAUUAGAAACUCAUCGUCUCAGGUGCCAGAGCUUACCGGCUCGGAGACACGUGAUAUAAUCGCAACCUCUUUACCGGAAAUCCGCCAACAGAACCAACACUCGAGCACAUGUGAGGCUAUAAGUCAACGAGUGAUAGAUGAACUUCCAUUGAACAAUUUCACCUUUUCAAUUGAUGAAAAUCCCCUUCCCAACGCAUUAACUCCUACCACUGGCCGAUUGCUAGACUCUUUCUGUCAAAGCCAGAGCAAUGGGGCCAAUGAGGGGACACUAUUCCUUGGAACUCAGUUACCAUACUUGAUUCCUGCGAACGAAACUGCGAUGAGCGUUGCACCAUCAAAUAACCUAUCUCAAAGCCAGCAGAAGGUUCCGGACGAGCAACCUCUUAGCCUCAAUGAUGAAGAUUACGACAAUGCCAAAGCCAACGUAUCCUUAUCACUUUUGUGCGAGAAGCCUAUGAAUGACUGGUUCCCAUCGAAAUACGCGGUUAUUCGAUUUGUGAAAUCUUUUUUUGACAAUAUGGCUCCCCAUAUGCCUAUUGUUCAUGAACCAAGCUUUCGCGUUGCAACAGUUGCGCCACCACUACUCCUUCAAGUCAUGGCAUGUGGAGCCAUAUACCUCGGCGAACGCGGCAUUGCAGACGAGAUGCACGAAAUUGCCCUUCAGAGGGUCAUGCAAGAUCAACUCUUGUUGCUCUCCGAUGAAGACAAAUUCGAGCUUUGGGUCCUGCAGGCACUUUUAUUAAUAAACGUAUAUCGCCUUGGCUCUACGCCGCUGUUAAUGGAACAGCAGGAAAUCUAUCUAUUUCCACAUAUCACCAUGUUGGCAAGUCGAGCACUCAAGGAACCAAAGAUAUCACCUUCUGACUACCAACAAUGGGUCUACGAGGAGACUAUCGGCAGGUAG
This is a messenger RNA of Penicillium canescens, 1017 nucleotides long. RefSeq lists its product as uncharacterized. NCBI's taxonomy places the organism in Eukaryota, Fungi, Ascomycota, Eurotiomycetes, Eurotiales, Aspergillaceae. The transcript has 4 exons. Gene Ontology annotation, molecular function: RNA polymerase II cis-regulatory region sequence-specific DNA binding; zinc ion binding; DNA-binding transcription factor activity, RNA polymerase II-specific. Gene Ontology annotation, cellular component: chromatin. The record is from RefSeq and is a predicted model, not a curated record. Gene Ontology annotation, biological process: regulation of transcription by RNA polymerase II; DNA-templated transcription. The coding region runs from base 1 to 1017 and encodes 338 amino acids.